Messenger RNA from Vitrella brassicaformis, 1939 nucleotides. The record is from the annotation of a GenBank genome assembly. NCBI's taxonomy places the organism in Eukaryota, Vitrellaceae.
AUGAGACUUUAUCGGGGUGCCUGAAGUGAUGGACUGGUACAAGAUCUCAUGUAAAGUCCAUCCAUCCAUCCAUUCAAAAACCUACCACCCGCAUCACAACCGCCACUCACUCAGCCAGACCUCCUUGCGUCCAUGUGCCUCUCUGCAUCUGAAAUCUGUCUGCUAUCAGCUAUCGGGUCACGGCCGUCAGUUGCUGCUCAGCCGCACAAACAUCUCAGCUGAUCUGCAGUGCCUCGAACUGCCCCCGCCUGUUGAUGUACCCCAGCUGCUGCCAUUGGAACUGGCAGUCGCUAUCGCCGAGGUGGGUGUUGAAGCCCUUGACCACCCCCUCCACGCCGUGCUGGGCCGCCUCGUGCAGGCGGGCCUUGUGCACCACCUCACGCACACCCAGCCGUCGAUGCCGCCCGCCCCCCUGCUGCCCCCCCUUGACGGCGAAGCACUGCAGGGGCGGCACCGUCACUUUGGUCCGCUUCGCCCCUCCGUCCUGCUGCACGUGCCGGCUCCCCCCGACCACCUCCCGGUUGCUGGUCGUCCGUGUGGCCGCCUGCGUCACGAAAUGCGCCACGGCCGCGCUCACACGGCGCUUCAGCAGCGACUCGCCCAUCAGGUACCCAUCGAUGGUCGCCAUGGCGGUGUGUGGCUCGUGCAGGAAGGAGCCGAUCUUCCAGCCGACGGCCUCUGCCUCCUGUGGGCCGAAUGAGAGGCUGGAGGGCGAUGGGUGGGUGGGGUGGCCGUCGUGGUCGGGCGCCAGGGGCAGCAGACGGGCGAGCAGCAUCGAGUGGUCGCGCUGAGGUCGCAGGGCGGCGUUGAUGGCCGCCAUGUGGUCGGCGUACUCGGGCAGCACCAGCUGCCGCUCACGGCGGUCCCGCUCUGUGGCCGUGGGCAGCCGGGCGAUGUCCGCCCCCGCCUGCAGCAGCACCCGGAUGGUGGGCUUGAGAUAGAGAAUCUCGUUGGUGGCUCGGUCCCUGGAUGCCUCCUCCGCAGUGUCGUCCUGCUCCAGCUGAGUCUUCUGAUCGAGCGCCUCAGCAGCAAAAGCGAGGGGUGUGUAGUUGGGGUGGUUGGGUUUCCCCACGUUGAUCUCAGCAGCCGUGAGGCGACGGCACAGAGAGACAGCCACACGGUGCGACCCCCACAUUGCCGCGCAGUGCAGUGGCGUGUCGCCACGGUUGUCCACUGCCGUGAUGUCCGCCCCCUUGGCCACCAACAGGUCGAGGUAGCGGUCGAUGAAGGACUGGGACCACACAGGACGGGAGGAGGCCACCCAAUGCACCGGAUUGCCGCCAUGCCGUCCAUCAGUCUCGGUUGCGAGGGUGGGGUCGCGAUCGAUGAGCUGCUGGUAGAAGGACAGCAGGGUGGCCUCGUUAUCCCUGGUGGGCCGGUCCGUCUCCAACGUGUCUGGCAGGUCCAUCACCUCUCGCCCAUGCAGCUGCAGCCCAAUCUCUGCCAUGAGCAGACGGAAGGCCGUCUCGUUGCAGGAUGCGAUGGCCACGCGGACGGGCCUGGCACCCGGGCAGUCCUCCCCGUCCUCGUCGGUCGGGAUGGCGUUUAUGUCCGCACCUCCAUCGAUGAGUGCCUUCAUGAUGGCCUCCUGCUGGUCGGGUGACGACCACCGCGGCAGAGCGAUGGGACAGUCAUCAUCGCCGUCUGCUGCGAAGAUGGACGGGAUGCGGUUGUCGGUGAGGUUGUCGAUGCACAGGGACAGCAGCGGAUAGGGUACGAAAUCUCCCGUGGUGCCCUCGACCCCCAGCUGGGGCUGCGCAUUGGGGCUGGCUCCCUGCUGUCGAAUGAGCUCCGUCACCUGCUGGACGUGGGUGAAGCCGCGCGAGAUGAUGCCCUCUGACAGCUGUCUGGUCUCAUCGCGGGUGUCAUCAGGGAAGCCCGUGUCGAGCCGGCUGCGGCCAACCCAGCCACUCGGCAGAGCUGCGCCCGCUGCGGCCAU